Molecule: messenger RNA, 1817 nt
Organism: Aureobasidium pullulans EXF-150
Lineage: Eukaryota; Fungi; Ascomycota; Dothideomycetes; Dothideales; Saccotheciaceae
Product: adenosine deaminase
Exons: 1
Coding region: 357-1424 (355 amino acids)
Biological process (GO): adenine catabolic process; purine ribonucleoside monophosphate biosynthetic process; hypoxanthine salvage
Cellular component (GO): nucleus; cytosol
Molecular function (GO): adenine deaminase activity
Source: RefSeq, a predicted model, not a curated record
GGCGCUGUUCCCUGAGUGUCUUUUGACAGACUGCCAUUUGUUGUCGAAUCUUGUUGAGUCCUAUCGUAGCCAGCGUCGUCGGAGCCGGCCGAAACGUUUUCGAACCUCCAGACCCUCCUCGGCCGUGCUUCGCAACAGGCGAGAAAAAAAUUAGUAGAGAUUUCUCUUACUGUGCAAACCAUUGAAUCGAUCUCGAGUAAUAAAAGGUCGUACUGCUCUCUCGAAUAGAAGACUUUCAAAACUUUUUACAAUCCUUUGAUCCUAAUUCUCGUGCCAUCGGUAUCUCUAAUCGCAAUUUCAUCCGACCAUAAUCUCGUUCUCCUCAUAUCAUCAUCAUCGACAACAACAACGACAACAUGUGCAAAUCCACAUUCCACUCUUUCCUUCAGGAGCUCCCCAAGUGCGAGCAUCACAUGCACCUGGAGGGCUCUCUCUCCCCUGAGGUUCUGUUCACAUUGGCCAAGCGCAACAACAUCACCCUGCCCCAGGACGACGAUGCCUUCCAAUCCCCUGAGACUCUCCUGGCUCGUUACAGCCGCUUCACUUCUCUGGAUGACUUCUUGCACUAUUACUACAUCGGCAUGUCCGUCUUGAUCUCAGAGUCUGAUUUUGAGGACUUGGCUAUGGACUACUUCCGUCACGCCGCAGCAGAUGGUCUGGCCCACGCUGAAGUUUUCUUCGACCCUCAAGCACACAUCGAGCGCGGUAUUACUUACAACACCGUUCUCGCUGGAUUCAGUGCCGCCCGUGCUCGUGCUGAGAAGGAGUUCGGUAUUACCAGCGAGCUGAUCUGCUGUUUCUUGCGUCACUUGCCCGUCCCCAACUGUAUGUCCAUGUUCAAGGAUGCCGAUGUUCAGGCCAGUUUCAAGAACGGCUCAGUCACCGGUAUUGGCCUUGACUCUAGCGAGAAGCCUUUCCCUCCUGCUUUGUUCGAGGAGAUCUACGCAGGUGCGAAGGAGCUCGGUCUCCGCCGUACUGCUCACGCCGGUGAGGAGGGUCCUGCUACCUUCAUCUCUGAUGCUCUGGAUGUUCUCAAGGUCGAGCGUAUUGACCACGGUAUCCGUCUGGUCGAAGACGAGGCUCUGCUCCAGAAGAUCGCCAAGGAUGGCACCAUGCUUUCUGUGUGCCCUCUCAGCAACAAGGUGUUGUGCUGCGUCAAGGAGAUCAGCGAAGUCCCCAUUCGCAAGUUUUUGGAUGCUGGCGUCAAGUUCAGCAUCAACAGUGACGACCCGGCUUACUUCGGUGGCUACAUUCUCGACAACUACUGCGCUGUUCACGAAGCCUUCAACCUGUCGGUCGCAGAGUGGACUAGCAUCUGCCGUGCCGGUAUCGAGGGCAGUUGGUGCUCUCAGGCCAGAAAGGACGAGAUGCUGGCUCGCCUCGACGAGGUCGUCGGACGCUGGGCCCCUAAGCUCUCUGCUUAAGCGAUUCACACCAUGGUGUUUCGUUGAAACGAAUCUUCGAGGGGUAACCCUGUUUCUUGGCCUUUGGAUCGUCGAACAAGUUUUGAGCAAAAAUUUGGAUCCUACCACGAUUAGGUCGCAUGACAGCUACGCUUAAGAUCUCGGCUAUAUUUGGACGAAUGUCACUGUUUGCUGCACUUUGGUGUUACAUUGGCGUCCUAUGCACGCGCAGGCUGCAAAUCGGACAUUCCUUGCAUCGAAUCGCUCCUGCCUCAACCAGACGGCUGGGUGUCGGGCAAUACAUGGAAAAAAUCAAUAGACGAGGACACUCGGACUGACGACCGACAACCAUUUGUGGAAGGAGCGCCUGGACGGGCAAUUAUCGAAAGAGGCUUGUGGUGAGGCUGUCGGCGU